Messenger RNA from Hymenoscyphus albidus, 626 nucleotides. NCBI's taxonomy places the organism in Eukaryota, Fungi, Ascomycota, Leotiomycetes, Helotiales, Helotiaceae. The record is from the annotation of a GenBank genome assembly.
AUGAGUGAUCUAAUGAAUGCCAUCCAGCCUCAUCCAGAAGAUCGGUUGCAUCUCCGUCUUCACCGGGCCCGCUCAGUGGUUCUGACAGCAGAGGAGUAAUGCUCUCUUCUCCCUUCUCCCUUGCCCAGGUAUCAUGAGUUGACACCCGACCCAGACUCGUCGAAAUCCGCGCCGCCCAACGAACUUUCGAAGGAGCCUAUGUCCGCACAGCUCUGGGACAAUUUUCCUUCGCCCUCGUAGUUCUCAAGAUAUUCACAGCGGAAUUUUACUCUAUCGGCGCACUUUUUGCGACAUAUGGUGCCGGCAUAUUGUUGGUUAGUAUGUGUAGGCGAUAUGAAGGAAAUCGGCAGUUCUUUAGUGAAGUGGAUGACGCGGGGAUGGGAAGGAAGAAGUUUAGGACCAGUGGGAAUGCUGUUGCGGUAUUGACGGCAUUGAGCAUUGCUGCUUAUGCGAGUCUGAUGGCCCUGACUCUUCGGCUGGGGAACUGAGCGAGGAGAACAGACCAAGAUGAGAAGAUUUCUCUUGGAGUUGGCAGAUCACUUGCGACUUCAAUCGGCACGGGGAACGAAUUUCUCGUGGCUAAAGUUCGAUGCAUCUAAUCGAAGCCAUGACAAGGAAAGCCGAGG